AUGGCCCUCCUGUCGAACCACCACAGCAGCAGCAGUUACAAUCAGUCUACUUCCGAAAUGCUUACGCCGAUUUACCCGACCCCGAACCGCUCGUUCGAUCUUGUUAAUUAUCAAUCUCCCUACACCUCGCCGAACUACGAAACUAUGCGAGGACCCUACAGAGACGCCUAUCAACCUGACGGCGAUGUUACACCGAGAAGGGAUCUCGAGUUAUCGGAUUAUCACAGGGAACCCACGGACUUUCAUCCCAGGACACCGGAAGGAUACGAGAGAGGACCCUACGGUGUGCUCACUCCUUUAACCCCGCAACGGUUUGAGUCUCAGCGAGCCAAUGCUAUGGAGCACAACCUGACGUCACCGAGGUCAACUUUUUACGAAGAGAAUUCAACGGAUUAUCAUCCACCGGCUUAUUGUUACGAAACCCCGCCCCAAGAGCCAAGAUUUCAUCCCGGCGAGUCGACCUCGUUUCAAACGGAAACGGAAAUGAGAUCAUUGGGCUGGGAUCCCGUCACGUCGUCUCAGAAAGUCGAAACCUCGCCUACGUCGAGCCCGAGAAGAGGACGACGACGAUCUCGCGACGUGCCGCCCUCGCCGAACGUUUUGAAGAGACGAAGGCUCGCGGCGAACGCGCGAGAAAGAAGACGGAUGAACGGGCUAAACGACGCAUUCGAUAAACUGAGGGAAGUCGUGCCGAGUCUGGGGGCUGAUCACAAGCUGAGCAAAUUCGAGACUCUGCAAAUGGCUCAGACUUACAUCGCGGCACUUUGCGAUUUGCUGGAGAGACACGACGGGAAACGGUGA
This is a messenger RNA of Diprion similis, 801 nucleotides long. RefSeq lists its product as uncharacterized. Gene Ontology annotation, molecular function: protein dimerization activity. NCBI's taxonomy places the organism in Eukaryota, Metazoa, Arthropoda, Insecta, Hymenoptera, Diprionidae. The record is from RefSeq and is a predicted model, not a curated record. The coding region runs from base 1 to 801 and encodes 266 amino acids. The transcript has 3 exons.